AUUACACCUUAAAGUUUGAAGGGUCUUUUCCAUCUCUCGCUUUGAGGCUCAAAAAUGAGUGAGACGCGCUGAAUUUUAUAUAUAGAAAUGAAUAUUCGAUCCACUUUAAACUAAAAUUUUGAUUAUUCGCCUGUGACCCACUCCUAAAUCCUAUCACUAUAUCAACAAGAUAAGUCAAUGAAGGUGGCUGGACAACAAGUGAAUACCAAAAAGAAAAAAAUCAUCUUCUAUGAAACUUCUUAACUUGCAUUUCUAAGGAUAUAAGAAGUGUAUGCAUUAAUUGUGUAAUCAUCAAAUCAAAUCAAACCCAAUAACAAAUACAAAUCCAAUUCCCAAAUUUUAUCCCAAAAAACUAAAAAAAAAAUGGCAAAUCAAAAAAUUGAAUGCCAUGAUUCCACCCUUUCAAUUAGACAGUUAGAUCCUGAUACUGAUGUUGAUGAUCUAAUGGUAUGGGCAUCAGAUGAUGAAGUGACAAAAUUUUGUAGUUGGGAUACCUACACUUGUAGGGAUCAAGCAAUAGAGUAUAUAAACAACUUUGUCCUAAAUCACCCUUACUAUAGGGUAGUAUGCCUAAACAAUAAGGCAAUUGGUGCUAUUUCUGUUACAAGUAACAAAGGUAGAGAUAAGUGUAGGGGAGAAAUGGGUUAUGUCUUGGCAUCCCAAUAUUGGGGUCGAGGGAUCGCCACGAAGGCGGUGAAGAUGGUGGUGUCUACGAUAUUCGAAGAGCAGCCGGAGUUGGAGAGGGUUGAGGCUUUGGUGGAUGUGGAUAAUAAGGGUUCACAAAAGGUGUUGGAGAAGGUAGGGUUUUUAAAAGAGGGGGUUUUGAAAAAGUACUGUAUUCAAAAAGGGAAGAUUUGUGAUAUGGUUAUGUUUAGUUUGCUUUCUAGUGAUGUUCGUUUGUUAUAGUUAUCCAAGAAUUAAUUAGGUUUGUUGUAUUUAACCCAAGAUUUAUUUAAUUUAGAAUAAAUAUUUGUUUGUUACAAAAUUGAUACUAUUUGUUCAUGAAGUUAAGAUGAACAAUACAUAAGUUAAAUAAUUCCAUCCAUUUUGAAAAUGUAUCUCCAUUUGAUCAAAAAGCUUUUGAAUUUGGAAAUUUUGGAAC
Amaranthus tricolor (Joseph's coat) is the source of this 1102-nucleotide messenger RNA. RefSeq lists its product as uncharacterized. Gene Ontology annotation, molecular function: acyltransferase activity, transferring groups other than amino-acyl groups. The transcript has a single exon. NCBI's taxonomy places the organism in Eukaryota, Viridiplantae, Streptophyta, Magnoliopsida, Caryophyllales, Amaranthaceae. The record is from RefSeq and is a predicted model, not a curated record. The coding region runs from base 364 to 906 and encodes 180 amino acids.